AUGGGGUUCCCCUCUGGUAUCGUUCUGGUUCUGAAGCGCGACUGGACUCCCGAAAAUCGGAUUUGCAGAAGUUUCCGUUCCGACGGCUCUGGGGGACCUUUCAUCCCAAAACCUAUCAUCCUGCAAAAAGGUUUCGUUGCCUGGCUUCCAAGACAAGAACCAUCCCGGACACCCGGGGACUAUCGCGAAUGGGUUGCCAUCGCGCUCUACUACCCGUCUUCACCGGUUCUCUUGGAUUCAAAUAGAAGCGGGAGUGUUCUUUGGGAUUCCUUGGAAGACUACUACUACCCGAAUGAUAUUCGCCUGGCACAGGUUCCGGUCUCUUAUCUCAGCGCCGAAGUCUUUGUUUUUCGAGAUUUCGUGCCUGGAGUACCCGAAUACGAUACUCUCGUCGCCCAGCACCCUCAUGGAGAGGUAGGCAUCUUUCUGAAAGGCGACGUAGCCACGCACGAGGAAUUCUCCAUGUGCCCUCCCACGAUUCUCAGAGUCCGCGGUGCUGAUCGGACCGCCGAUGGACAAAGAAGACACUGUCUCAUUCCUUACAGCUUUGUGAGAUAUGGGAUCCCACCCGGCCCGAAGAACCGAACCUUUGGUCCGAAGCUUUGAAAUAGUCUCUGAACUAUUCCAGAUUGACGAUGGCAUCUAUGUACGUUUGGCUCGGUAAGCUGUAUUCUCGGGCUAAUGGAUCAGAGUAGGAAGCUGACAGCGAUAGAGUUGGCAAUGACUGCACUUUCCAAGGGAUGUUUAGGAAGCAAAACGAAGUCGAGAACAAGAAACCUUCGCAGGCCAGGCGGGUUAUAGCUCUCGCAGCUUCUGCAGCAGGAUACAUCAACAGAACACCAGGCCUCCCUGUACC
Colletotrichum godetiae is the source of this 856-nucleotide messenger RNA. RefSeq lists its product as uncharacterized. The transcript has a single exon. The record is from RefSeq and is a predicted model, not a curated record. NCBI's taxonomy places the organism in Eukaryota, Fungi, Ascomycota, Sordariomycetes, Glomerellales, Glomerellaceae. Bases 1 to 606 code for a protein of 201 amino acids.